AUGGAUUACAUGAAAGAAAGAAAAUUACAGCCCAUGUCGCCUCCGCCUCCUAUCCCGGACAGGAGUUCGAAGCGCAUAAAUCGUAAACCUGCCAAACUGCCUCGUCCACAGAAACAAUCCCACUCACCCAUGAAGACAUAUCGCUAUAGUUCUGGGUUCACCAAUGCUCCCGAAGCAUUCCCAACCGAAAACUCCUCUACCUCUAGCCUCAGCUUCAUCGAUUCUCCUGGAACAUCCCCAACGCACACCUCGAAUGUCGAGAACCUAUUAUCAGAUGCCUUCGCACGUCCUCUCCAUCAGCGAGAGCCUAGCGGUACGACCGCGACCUCGGGACUUAAUUCCAUUUUCGAAAAUGCUUCCGCUCAAAGCCCUGAAACACCCAAUACUCCCCUGACUUCAGCUGAACAGAGGCUUGCGCUUGACCAGGCGCACCAGCCGCCUAUGGGGCCUAGGAGUGAAUGCUUCCAAUACCUUGUGGCCCCCGAACCAGAAGAAGACCAUGAGCGAUUCCCAUUUCUCAGCAAUCCCUUCAAAGGAAAAAAGGCGGCGCAAUCAAACUCGUCCCCAGAGAAAGUCCAAAAUCUGGGUCAGAAGCUAGUCGGCAAACUGAAGGGAGCCAUCGAGUACCUUCAUCACCUUGAUGAUGAGUUAGAAGAAUGGACAUGGCAGAAUUAUCGCAAACGCUUCGAAAAGAAAAAACAAGCUGAGGCGCGACGUGCGUCACUUGAACGUGCCAAGGCCAUUGAUCAUGGGCAUCGAGCACUAAUCAAAACUCAUCAAGAGAAAGAGAAGGCUAGAAAUAAGAGGGCCAAGGUACAACUGAAAGCUCAGAAUAAGGAGCUCAGAGAGUCAGCUAAGAGAAGAAAUAAAGCUGCUAAAGGAAAUGCGCGUGACACUGAGGUGGUAGAGCAAGAAGACCAACGAAUCAGUGAAGACAGACAGCGUUUGAUUGGAGGUCGACUUGCUGAGAAUAACCAAUACACCGAGACGCAGGUAACUGAGCACGAGAUAGUUGGUACUUCUAGUGAUGAUAACUUUUCGGAAAGUGAAGGGGAAUCUUUUGGAGACUGGGACGAAGACUAUACCUUCAUCCAGGGCGCAGAAGAGUAUGAUCCCAAGCACUGUGGCCGUGCAGUUGGGGAUUGA
Messenger RNA from Mollisia scopiformis, 1146 nucleotides. RefSeq lists its product as uncharacterized. The transcript has a single exon. The record is from RefSeq and is a predicted model, not a curated record. Bases 1 to 1146 code for a protein of 381 amino acids. NCBI's taxonomy places the organism in Eukaryota, Fungi, Ascomycota, Leotiomycetes, Helotiales, Mollisiaceae.